This is a messenger RNA of Daldinia decipiens, 823 nucleotides long. RefSeq lists its product as uncharacterized. The record is from RefSeq and is a predicted model, not a curated record. Bases 114 to 278 code for a protein of 54 amino acids. The transcript has a single exon. Lineage: Eukaryota; Fungi; Ascomycota; Sordariomycetes; Xylariales; Hypoxylaceae.
AAUAAUAUUCCUUAACAAUUUCAACAUUUUGUUAAAUGCCUAAUGUACCUACUUACCUACCAGGUAGUUAAACAAUUACUUGAUAUUAAAAACCACCUUAUAAACGUUUGUGUAUGAAUUCUGUAUACGUAGUGGCAAGUAUACAUGUAUUUCAACAUUCUUUGUUUCUAUUAUUAUACGGAUUUGGUGCGUGCUCAGACUGCAUCAAAAAUUUAGGGGUAAGAGAUUACAUUGCUAUUUACCUACUAUAUAUGUACACUACAGCGUACCCUUUUUGAAUUCGCUAACCAUUUUCAGCAAACAACCGAGAUAGGUUUGCUAGAUUCCUUAAAUUGCCUUUAUUUGUCUGUGUUCGAUACUCGUAAAUAGUAGGUAGGCGACAUGGGAAACGGUAAGUUGCAUAGGAGAAUUCUAUCCGUGGCCCAGCGCUAAGACUGGGCCUGUAAGAAACAGGCUUUCGAGAUUUACGCCAACAGCAUAUGUCCAACGCCAAUCAUUAGUCUAAGUGUGGUUGCGGAACCGACAGAAUGGAUAGGUGAUCUGGCUCUUUGAGAUCGAGGGUUAACUUCUUAAAUACAUAAAGACUCGACAACCCCAGGAGGUAAACAACCAUCUCACCUAAAGACCAGGGCUACAUACAUAAUAGGCAACCACCACCACGUGUGGGGAUUAUUAUUGACAUGAGUCAGAGACGAAUUAUUUUCAUUGGCUCUGACAUGUUUUCUCUUACUUCCAGAUGACAAAGCAAAGGCGCAAGUUAAACUUCAUGUACCUAGGUAGUCAUACUUCAUAUCAGAAGUUCCGAUGAGUUAUGCUUUAUUCC